AUGCCUCCUCUGUCGUCUCUCCUGUCAUGGCGCACGCUCGCGAUCCUCUUCACCUUGAUCAACCUCAAAUCCCUGCCACUGGCCUGGCACGUGCGCCUCUUCUACCGCAUGUUCACGAACUGGUACACGGAAGCGCGGGUGCGGCGCAGCAUCAAAUCGCAGUCGGAGGUGUCAGACUCGGUGCACCCCCUGUUCGAGCCCGUGUCCAUCUUCUCGCGCUCCCCGCUCCUCGAGACGGACUACAACCUGCACAAGUCGAACAGCACCUACUUCGUCGACCUGGACGAGAGCCGCACGGUGCUCAUGACGAAGCUCUUGGUGCCGGGCUUGAAACAAGGGGAUAAAGACCUCGAGCGUGAAGGCCACAAGGGACGCCUGAGCGUGAUCCUGGGCAGCGUGCACACGUCAUUCCACAGGGAGAUCAAACCGUACGAGCGCUACGAGGUGCGUUCAAGGAUCCUGGCGUGGGACAACAAAUGGAUCGUGGUGGGCAGCUGGUUCAUCCGCCCGGCGUCGUCGCGGAAGGGGAAACAGGAAGUCCUCCUCGCGUCGGCGCUGAGCAAGUAUGUGGUGAAGAAGGGCAGAUUUACUGUGUCUCCCGAGCGAUGCUUCGCCACGGCCGGAUGGUUGCCGCGCAAACCCGAGAACUGCAGUACCGGCUCCGAGAAGACAAGAGAGAUAUCUGCGUGGUCGUCGUCAUCAGAAGGGUCAGAGCCUACAACUUCGCCGCUUCAGGACGCUCCUCUCAUCACCACCACCGACACCGAGAAGCAAAGCGCCUCCGUCUCCACCUCCGCCAAACCCUCCUCCGAACCGUCGCUGAUCCCAACGCCUCAAGAAGGCCCUCUGGCGGCCCCAAUCCCGGAACCCGCCACGCUGCGCAGCACCGACACCAUCGUCGACAAGCUGGAGACUGUAGCGGAAAAGACCGGUGCGACCGUCUCGUCGUCAUCAACAGCACCGGAUCUCGCGCCGCUCACGGGGGCUAGCGACAAAGCAGUCGGCGGCGAGUGGGACUGGCACCGGAUCGAGAUGGAGCGCAUCCGCGGACUGCAAGUCGCGCAGAACUGGCUGGCGCUGGACAAGGAGCUGAUGCACGAGUUCGUCAGGGGCUAG
This is a messenger RNA of Fonsecaea erecta, 1116 nucleotides long. RefSeq lists its product as hypothetical. The transcript has a single exon. The coding region runs from base 1 to 1116 and encodes 371 amino acids. The record is from RefSeq and is a predicted model, not a curated record. NCBI's taxonomy places the organism in Eukaryota, Fungi, Ascomycota, Eurotiomycetes, Chaetothyriales, Herpotrichiellaceae.